AUGCCUCCCCCUCCUGAAAUGACUCCCUUUUCGGUGACGGUGCAUCCAUACGACUCGCCUACCCGAAACUCGUGCUCCUACGAGCUCGUCACAGCCACCUCACCCACUGCCAAGAAUGCCAUCGUCUUUAUCGGCGGUCUUACAGACGGCCCCCAUACCGUCCCCAGCAUUCGGACGAUUGCCCACCAGCUGGCCACGACCGAGGCUGGCAAGGCCCUGGGCUACUCCGUGUUCGAGCUCCGGAUGUCGAGCUCCUUCACCGCGUUUGGCUACAAGCGUCUCACUGACGACGUAGCCGACCUGUCUGCCCUGGUAAAGUAUCUCCGGGGCCUCGGCCGCGAGAAGAUUGUCUUCUUGGGCCAUUCCACCGGCUGCCAGGACUCGAUGGAAUACGCCAAAUUUGUCAGCAAGGGCCAGAGUCCCGCCGUGGACGGCUUCAUCCUCCAGGGGCCAGUAUCCGAUCGCGAGGCCAUGGCUCCGGCCUUUCAGCCGGGCAUGUAUGAGAAGACGUUGGCAGCGGCAGAGAAGAUGAUCAAAGAGGGCAGAGAGAACGAAAUCAUCCACCUCGAGGGCAUGCCGGAGAUGCUCGAAAGCCCCCACACUGCCUACCGCUUGCACUCGCUGAUCGGGAAGAACGGCGACGACGACUACUUCUCGACCGACCUCCCAGACGAGCGGCUGGCUGCCUCAUGGGGCGCAUUCAACAAGCCAGUCCUCGUUCUGCCAUCCGGUAAGGACGAGUAUGUGCCACAGACGAUCGACGUGCCUGCCAACAUAGCACGGUGGAAGACUUUUUGCGCCACCGGCAUCUACAGUGACCUAUCCGGAUUGAUUCCCGGCGCCAGCCACAGCGUAGAACAGCCAGACUCCCAGCUGUGGAUGGCUGACCGGGUGAUUCGCUUCCUUGCGAGUCUGCAAUAG
Molecule: messenger RNA, 921 nt
Organism: Grosmannia clavigera kw1407
Lineage: Eukaryota; Fungi; Ascomycota; Sordariomycetes; Ophiostomatales; Ophiostomataceae
Product: duf1749 domain containing protein
Exons: 3
Coding region: 1-921 (306 amino acids)
Source: RefSeq, a predicted model, not a curated record